AUAAAUGUUCGCCUUCAACGAGUGUCAAUAGACUGCGGCGUUUCGAAACAGUUCAAUGCAAAUUCCAUUUAAAACAAACAAACAAGGGAAAAAAUCCCAAAGUCUGCCACAAUUGUUACAGGAAAGAAAUUAACGUAAUCCGUAGUUAUGAACAGGCCCAAAUGCGAACAUACACAAUACAAAUAGCGAGGGAAGAAAGCAGGAGUCGCCAAAUAUUCCAUCCCUCUGUAAAGCCAUGCUGGCUGCUUCCUCCGCAAGAGCCGCUCUCAGGCCAGCUCUCAGCGCCUUCUCUUGCAAGCACCUGGUUGCAUGGCACAAAACCCAAGGCCUCAUAAUCUCCUUAUCUUUCUACGCCACCUGGUCAAAAGUGAGCCGCCGCAGAAACCAGGGUACGAAUCCCCUCCGAGAUAGUGGGGUUAAAAUCUCUAUUUGUUCCAGCCUGAGCACAUUGCGCUCAAGCCAUGUGAGAUUGGCGUCUUCUUCGGUCCCGGCCAUGGACGAAGUUGAGUGGAACGAAUCGGGCGAGAAGAAAAAGUUGGCAGUGGAUGUGAACCGUGAGUUGAUACUUGAAGCUCAGCACCAGCAACACAGCCGAUAUAUUCCUGUAAAGGCUUACUUCUUGUCUACUAGUGUGGAUUUGAGGAGCUUGCAGCUUGAACAUGUUCUUGACAUCGUGCCUCCAGCUUCCCGAACUGCAAAUUAUCUGAUAUUUAAAUACACCAAUACUCUAUCUCACCAGUCAUCUACCAGUACUUUGAUAACACAGCAGGGCAUCGAAGGAAGCAAAGAGUCUUGGAGUAGUUUCCAUUACAUGGUAGUCUUUCAAUAUGGGUCUGUUGUGUUGUUCAACAUUGCUGAGCAGGAGGAAGAAAGAUACCUCGAAAUUGUCAAAAAACAUGCUUCAGGCUUGCUUUCUGAGACAAGAAAAGAUGAUUAUGCAGUAGUGGAGAAGCCAUCAUUGGAGACCUGGAUGCAAGGUGGUCCAGAUUACAUAGUUAUGAAAAGACUUGACAUUGAUGGGAUUCGCAUCAUUGGAAGUGUGCUUGGACAAAGCAUUGCAUUGGAUCACUUUGUUCGACAGGUUGAUGGUAUGGUUGGAGAAUUUAUUGAUUUAAAUAAAGGAAUGGAAAAGACUGGAACUUUUACCAUGAAGCAAAAGAAGCUUUUUCAGCUUGUUGGGAAGGCGAAUUCCAAUCUGGCUGAUGUAAUUCUUAAAAUUGGUCUUUUUGAAAGGUCAGACAUUGCCUGGAAGAAUGCGAAGUAUGCAGAAAUUUGGGAAUAUCUUAGAGAUGAAUACGAGCUAAUUCAAAGGUUUGGUAGCCUGGACUUCAAACUCAAGUUUGUAGAGCACAAUGUUCGUUUUUUUCUGGAAAUAUUGGAAAAUAAAAAGUCAGAUUUUUUGGAAUGGCUCAUCAUAACAUUGAUAAGUGCAGAGAUAUUGAUUGCUAUAUAUAACACAAUCAAUAAAUAGUGAUUGCAAUAUAUAACAAUAUCUGAGAUUAGGCUCUGUAAUUCUUGAUUUGUGUGGCAUACAUACAGGAAAGGUGUUUUCCAUGAAAGAUGGAGAACUUGCCACUGGAUUGUUGUAAUUCAAUGUUUAGUACUUGUGAAUAAUGAUGGCAAUAUACUUUCUAGUUAUUAGUUCUGAUGUCCCAACCACACCAUACUUCUCUAGCAUUUAGAAUUUGGUAAUCUUGUUUAUAUGCAAUCCACUUGGGAAAAUUCAUUUUACCCAACUUUAUUGCAUAGCUUUUCUCUGUAAAGUGGACAUGAGUUGUAUCGGAUGUAUAAUAUUGAGCAUGCUUUGGUAAACUAUACAAUGACAAAUUUAAACUUCGUGGAUUGUUCCU
Messenger RNA from Cryptomeria japonica (Japanese cedar), 1850 nucleotides. Its product is annotated as protein RETARDED ROOT GROWTH, mitochondrial. Bases 236 to 1471 code for a protein of 411 amino acids. Lineage: Eukaryota; Viridiplantae; Streptophyta; Pinopsida; Cupressales; Cupressaceae. The transcript has 7 exons. The record is from RefSeq and is a predicted model, not a curated record.